GACUCACAUUCUGAAUAACUGUAAAUAAAAUUCACAGUACAGAAAAACAAAAAAGGUAUUUGUAUUUAAGCAAAACAUAAUCAAGACAAGCCGGUACCGGUAUGAAAUUUGUAUACCGGUGGCCGGUACCGGUAUCGCAAUUUUGAUACCGGUUACACCCCUGCUUCAGGUCCAGGUGGCUCCUGCGAUUUUGUAUGCAAAAGCUUUAAUUCUGUCAGAUGUUUUUAACAGCAAUUACAAUUUAAUUAUAUCGAGUGAUUUUGCUUUUAGAGGUGUUCUGGACCACAACGACGAUCAUUCAACACAGCUUCAGUUUGUGCACAACAACGUGAAAAGCUUUUAGAUGUACAUCGAAAAGGAAUGAGACAUCUUUAUAGUUCACUAAUGACUUUGAAUCGUUCAAUUUCGAUUAGUGGUUAUUGGAUAAUGCAAUAACAAAUAGUGCAAGUGUGUCGUCCGGAACUAUGGGUUUCAUCACCAUAAUUUUAUUAUUUCAUGUUCUGAUAAUGAACACGAACUGUUUAGUUGGAGUCAACAGAUUCUGAACACAAAUCAUAGCCUGGAACGGAUAAUUCCGAAUUCAGAAACAGAUUUUGAUAGUCUAUUAUCAUUUCCAAAUUUAUUUAAUAUAACAUAUGUUGAUGUUAAAAAAACUGUACCAUGUCAAAAAUCCAAUUCAAUUGCUUGUCAUAAACGAAUGGUUCAAAAUGGUAAGAGUCAGUGUUCAUUUAAUCUUUGUCAUACAACAAAUUCAACACGGAUGAUUGAAGUAAUAUUUAAAUAUGAAGAAACAAACAAUCUCGUGACAAUGUUAGUGAUGUGUCAUCUACUCACAACUGACGAGAAAAAACGAUAUCAAACUGACGGUGUUGCAGAAGAGGAAAUCUGCCAUUUUGUUACACCACAAACGAGCUAUUUUAUAUGUAUUAAGAAUUGA
Molecule: messenger RNA, 937 nt
Organism: Didymodactylos carnosus
Lineage: Eukaryota; Metazoa; Rotifera; Eurotatoria; Philodinida; Philodinidae
Source: the annotation of a GenBank genome assembly